This is a messenger RNA of Emiliania huxleyi CCMP1516, 525 nucleotides long. RefSeq lists its product as hypothetical. The coding region runs from base 1 to 525 and encodes 174 amino acids. The record is from RefSeq and is a predicted model, not a curated record. The transcript has a single exon. NCBI's taxonomy places the organism in Eukaryota, Haptophyta, Isochrysidales, Noelaerhabdaceae. Gene Ontology annotation, cellular component: nucleus. Gene Ontology annotation, molecular function: zinc ion binding.
AUGGCCGCCCAGCGCCUGGAGUGCCCCGUCUGUCUUGAGGUGCAGGACGGGCAGCAGCACCAGUGCCGGGAGGGCCACGUCUUCUGCGCCUCCUGCGACACCAACCUGCGAGCCCCGCGCCGCUGCCCCGAGUGCCGCAUGGCUCUCGGACCGCUGAGCCAGGCCAUCCGAAACAGAAGCCACGAGGAGCGGAUCGCGGCGCUGCCGGCGGCGUGUUCGCACUGCGGGGUGGCGACGACCCGCGGCGAACUCGCCGCCCACGAGCAAGGCUGCCCGCAGCGGCCGCGCGCGUGCGCCGCGGCGGAGGCUGGCUGCGCGUGGUCGGGGCUGCUGGCAGACAAGGCGGCGCACGAGGCGACGUGCCCCUUCGCCGUGUGCCAGCGCAUGAUGGCGCCGCUGCGAGACCAAGUGGCGGCACAGUGUGCGGAGAACGAGCGGCUGCAGGCCCAGAUGGCGCCGCUGCAGACCGAGGUGGCAGAACUGCGGACGGAGAACUCACAGCUGCGGUCGCGCAUUAGGCGCUGA